AUGGCUUUCUUUCAGGUUGGACAAAUGUUAAUAUCUAACGCCAUAUCUGUUCAUCAUUUCAAUCUCCAUUCAGUCUUCAUCCAAUCUUCAUAUUAUUGUCUGUCUUUAGAGUCUCGUUCAACAACUACAUUAACAACUACACUCAUCCUCCACAUGCUCACUCCAUACCCUGCGGCACCAUGUACCCAUCCUUCUACCGUAUAUCCCGACCUCCGCCUGCGUACCGCCUUUCGCGGCCUACGUCGUGGUUCCAAGACGAGCGACGCUCUCGACACGUCCGCGCCUCCAUCUACAACGACCAGGUCUUCCAGCAAGAGUUCUUCACCGACCCCUCCGACCCCUUCUCCGGCUCGCACGAGCUUAUCCUCAACCCCAUCGACGCUAACAAAGAUGACUACGAAAACCCCUACAAAGUCUCCCAGGAAACUCUUGAAAUCCCUUACGAGGGACAGGAGGAGUUCCACAUCCGGUUCGACGAAGACGUAACGGCGCCAAAACCCGCGGAGGAUGUCACGGCGGACAAUUUCAAGGCAGGAUGGCGGCUUCAUCUUGCGUUCGCGGCUUUAUCAGUCGUCACGCUUAUGGCGGCCGUUGACGCGACAUCUCUUUCCGUUGCUCUUCCUAUAAUGUCUCGAUUGCUGAAUGGAACUGCCAUUGAAGCCUUCUGGGCAGGGACCAGUUUCUUGCUCACUUGCACCGUCUUCCAACCCGUCAUCGGCUCUUUCAGCCAUAUCUUUGGCCGCAAGCCCGUUCUUUACGUCGUCUUCGUGUUCUUUGGUGUCGGUUCCAUCGUUAUUGCCGUAGCGAAGAACUUCACCAUCAUCCUUCUUGGUCGCUCAAUCCAGGGUAUCGGGGGUGGUGGUCUGAUCGCACUGACAGAGAUCAUUGUCACGGAUCUUAUCCCACUACGUCUUCGAGGUGAAUGGUUCAGCAUUAUCCACACUGUCUACUGCGUCGGUACCGUGCUUGGGCCUAUCGUCGGCGGCGGUUUCGCGCAGAAUGUCAACUGGACCUGGAUCUUCUGGAUCAAUCUUCCGCUCCUUGCCUUUGCGGCUGUUUUGGUGUUCUUCUUCUUGCAGUUGAACUUUAAGACGACCACUUUCUUUGACAAGUUGAGCCGUAUUGACUGGAUCGGUACCGUCAUAUUCAUCGCUUCCACCACCGGCUUUUUGAUCCCGCUGUCGUGGGGCGGCACUCAAUAUCCUUGGACAAGCUGGAGGACUCUUGUGCCACUCAUUGUGUCCCUCGCUGGUCUGGUUGGGUUUGUUGUGUACGAGGAGAAGGUCGCCAAGGAGCCCCUUAUCCGGAUGUCAAUUUUCAAGAACCGUACCUCUGCUGUUUCAUUCCUUGGAACUUUCCUUCACGGUGUCGCUCUGUACGCUAUACUUUACUAUAUGCCAUUGUACUUUGAAGCAGUCAAGGGGUUCUCUCCUAUCAUCACUGGGGUCGCCAUGUUCCCACAGAUGUUCACCGUCUCUCCAGCCGCCAUUGCUUCGGGAGUCUACUCCGCAGUCACAGGACGCUACGUCGAGGCAAUCUGGCUCGGUUGGGUCUUCACCUGCGCCGGCAUGGGCAUCCUCAUCCUCCUCCGCGAAGGCACCAGCACCGUCGCCUGGAUCUUCAUCAACCUCGUCUCCGGCCUGGGCAUCGGCAUUCUCUUCACCGUCCUCUCCAUGGCCAUCCAAGCCUCCACCCCCAACAAAGACAUGGGCUACGCCGUCACCAUGUUCGCCUUCUUCCGCGCCCUCGGGCAGACCGUUGGCGUCGCCGUCGGCGGUGUCAUCUUCCAGAACCGUAUGUUGGUGGAGUUGCAGAGCUACCCGUUGCUGGCGGAUCGCGCACAUGAGUACGCGCGGGACUCCUCGAGCCUGGCGGGCACUAUCAAGACUAUGGAAGAUGGGCUCGAGAAGGAUCAGCUGAAGGCGUCGUACGUCAAGGCGCUCAUGUGGGUGUGGAUCGUUAUGUGUGCGUUGUCAGGCGUGGGCUUGCUCACCAGCCUGUUCACGAAGGCCUUACCGCUUGAUCGUGCGCUGGAGACGGACCAGGGGUUCGCACAUCAGGAGGUGAAGAAUGAUGAGGAAAUGCACAAGAGGGGGGGCGAUUAAGUUGUUAAUAAUACGGGGGGUGGACAGUCUGAUAUUUCUGCUUACAUUGUUCGGGACGUUCACUGUCGAUCCUUAGGCACUUCGGCGUUGGGUCGGUAUCGGUGGCAUUUGCAUAGCGAGAGUAAGUUGGCGACAUGAACGAUAUCACGCCACAGCUGUACAUUUUAUCGAUCAUGUAUUGGUCUUGAAUCUCAGCCAUUUAAGCGUUGAAAAGUCUUUCUGUCUGUUCAUUCAGCCAAUAGUAAAUCUCAUGUAACCUCAU
Molecule: messenger RNA, 2367 nt
Organism: Eremomyces bilateralis CBS 781.70
Lineage: Eukaryota; Fungi; Ascomycota; Dothideomycetes; Eremomycetales; Eremomycetaceae
Product: MFS general substrate transporter
Exons: 4
Coding region: 180-2105 (641 amino acids)
Biological process (GO): transmembrane transport
Molecular function (GO): transmembrane transporter activity
Source: RefSeq, a predicted model, not a curated record